Molecule: messenger RNA, 1719 nt
Organism: Prorocentrum cordatum
Lineage: Eukaryota; Dinophyceae; Prorocentrales; Prorocentraceae
Source: the annotation of a GenBank genome assembly
UCCCGCUUGAUACUUCCUGCAAACGACGACGCCCCAAAGUGGGGGGGGCUUCUGUCCGUAGCCAUUUUGGCUCAAGUCAUUUUGGCUCAAGCGAUUUUGUCCAAAACAAGUUGUUGUGCAACCCACCGCGACGCAGGCGGGUGCUGCGAUUAGGCUGACGUCUGUCGUUCUCGCAUAUCUGAUUAUUGCAGGCUGCCAAAAAAUCACUUUGUAAUCUACUGCUGGGCGUCUCACAAUGUCGGCUCCCUUUCGGGCAACAGGGCACGCGGUCAGUGACUGAUAUAACCACGAAGCCAUCGUGAUGUGGGCUUUCUGCCUCAGAGUUUCCUCCAGCGCAAGGAAGUACAAUGCCAGGCAAGACACGAGAGUUACCUUUUGCGCCCUUGUAUUGCCCUCCUCGCACUUUAGCUUUUUGCAUCAUGUAGUUCCAACGCGAACAGCUGACCUGUACCAGGGAUUACCACUCGCGCAUCUCAUACCCAAGUCCCGAGGUGAGGUUUUGGCAAUUGCUGCGCGCAGUAUCAUAGCUGAUCUGGGACAUGCAGAUCGGGCAGCAGAUCCUGUUCCUGGGCGAUGUGUCAAUGGGCGUCAAAGGCCACAGCACCAGGCAGAGUACGAUUGGCUCUGCAAUGGCCGGCGUAUUGAAUGCAAGAGUUCGCAGUUACAAUUCAAUCGUAGCUGCAGUUCUUGGUUAUUCCAGUUUCAUGGUGUCAAGCUUGCACUUCAAGCGCAUCGCGUUCAGGAUGCAUUUGAUGAUCUUGUCCUUGUGCUGUACUCUCCUUGCAGAAUUUAUAUUUACCGUCACGAUCUGACUACGGGGCUCAGCACUGCAGGCAUUAGAACGUCUUCACGGGGCCAUAGCGUAACGAUAAGAAGUGCCAAGACAUUAUGUUGGAGAACAGGCCUUGAGAGUAUUCUCGCAAAGCUCGACGCAGGAACUAAUGCUUGUGAGCGCCUUGCCGACAUUCCGCUUUAUGACUCAAGAAUCAACGUUGCAGCUUCGAGACGCAGUACGCAUGCAAUGCAUGAUGUGUACAAUAAUGUGCCGCUGGCAAGCUUGAGUCCGCCAGCUCGAGGUCUUGUCCUUCAAAGACUUGCUCAAGAGGUUGAUUAUAUCAUGUCUCAGAGGGCAUGUGUUUCCUCCAGAUACACAGCAUUGCAUGAUUGGAUUCGAGAUGGAGUUCGCGUGGAGUGCAAAUCUGCAAAGCUUGUAUGGUGCGGGUGGAAAAAGAGUUGGAGGGUCUCAUUUGCGCAUGUUAAGAUAAAGGGGCACAUGAAGCAGAGCUCGGUGUUUGACGAGUUGCACGUCGUGAUUUUUUCACCCAGGGGUAUCUACAUCUAUCAUCAUGACUUGAAGCUCGGGGUCUCGUCCGCAGGCUUGGCCACUCAGGCAGAAGGCUGCGACAUUGUUAUAUGUGGCAGCAAAAAGGCUGUGUCAUGGUCGGAAGGCCUCGAUUCGAUUUUGAGUAAACUCGAUCGUGGAGGUUGCCGGCGUCUUGCGCAUAUCCAUUGGGACUCAGCUAAGACCCCCUAGCUGGACAAAGGAUCAUCGCCGACUUCGUUGUCAUCAAGUCCCAGUGGCUCGGCUCGCAUGGCCUAGGCAACAGACAAGGGCACGAAGAUAGGUGCCCUUCUAGACAAGUCGUUCGUCGCGCCUUGCGCGUCGCGAUGUGCGAAGUUUGGCGAGCCAGAAGUAGGCGACAUCCACUCAACACAACA